Toxotes jaculatrix (banded archerfish) is the source of this 5866-nucleotide messenger RNA. Its product is annotated as sorting nexin-18-like. The record is from RefSeq and is a predicted model, not a curated record. NCBI's taxonomy places the organism in Eukaryota, Metazoa, Chordata, Actinopteri, Toxotidae. Gene Ontology annotation, molecular function: protein binding; phosphatidylinositol binding. The coding region runs from base 510 to 2183 and encodes 557 amino acids. Gene Ontology annotation, cellular component: cytoplasmic vesicle; plasma membrane. Gene Ontology annotation, biological process: endocytosis; mitotic cell cycle; endosomal transport. The transcript has 4 exons.
UAACUUACAAGCAUCUCGGCGAGAGGAAAAAAAGCAGGACUUUCCCCCCGGCACUUAUCUGGAGGAAUAAAGCAGCCCCACAGUCGGUUCGCCAGUUCGUCUACUCGAAACUUUUACCGGCAUCUUCUCUUGGAGAGAAAAUCGCCCGUCAAGGCCUGUCUCCUCUAGAUUUCCCGACUUGGAUUAAGUUCUGUAUGGAAACAAAUGAUAUUUGAACCCGCAGAGAGGAGCGGAGAGAGAGGAGGUGGGUGUCGGGUACAAGCCUGUGUGUUUCUGUUCUUGUUCUUUUAUGCACGGAUCUCGGAUACAAGCCUGUUUGCUUCUGACAUAAGUGGGAAAACAUCCCUUUUUUUCUGCUGCCGCUGCGUGAUCUAAAUCUCAUUCAAGUUCCAUUAAGAUCUUAAAGGUUCAAUCCGGGGAAAAAUAGCAAGUUCUUGAGGCAACUUUGCAGUGGAUUAAAGGACACAGGCACAGAAAAGGACACUAGUAAUAUUAGUAAUCUUAAAAUUAUGGCGUUGAGAGCCAGAGUGUUGUACGACUUCCACUCUGAAAACCCAGGGGAGAUCUCCAUAACAGAGAAUGAGCUGGUGACUCUGUUCAGCGAGGAGGAGCUGGAGGGCUGGCUGGAGGGGGAGAACAGCAGGGGGGAGGCUGGCCUCUUCCCUGCCUCCUAUGUGGAAAUCAUCAGGGACAAAAUCACCUCCAACACUAACAACAACGGCUUCUCCUCACCCAAAACCAAAGCCUUGCCACCGACCCAGACUUCCUUCACAUCCUCUGAUUCCCCGUCUCAGAGAGGACUUGGGGCCGGUAGUGGUGGUAGUGGUGGAGGCAGCUUCCACACCAGUCAGGGCAGCGAUGACGACUGGGACGACGACUGGGAUGACAGCUCUCCUGCUACCGAUGCGCCUCAGGGUCUUGGUAGCUCGCCCCCUUUGUACCCGGUGACCACCUCCUUGCCUGCACGACGUGGGAACUCCCAACAGCAUCAGCAGCAGGCCAAGAGCUCGGCCACGGUGGGGAGGAACCUCAACAGGUUCUCCACCUUUGUCAAGUCCGGAGGGGAGGCCUUCCUGCUCGGGGAGGCCUCUGCUUUUGUGAAGGAUGGGGACAGGAUAUGUGUGGUGAUGGGGAAGCAUGGGCCAGAGUGGCAAGAGGAUCCAUACCCAUUUACAUGUACCAUUGAUGACCCCACCAAGCAGACCAAGUUCAAAGGCAUGAAGAGCUACAUGUCCUAUGGGCUGACUCCGACGCACACCAAUGUACAAGUCAACCGCAGGUAUAAACACUUCGACUGGCUGUACGCCCGGCUUGUGGAGCGUUUCCCGGUCAUCUCGGUUCCCCAUCUGCCAGAGAAGCAGGCCACUGGACGUUUCGAGGAAGACUUCAUCUCCAAGAGGAGGAAGGGUCUGAUCUGGUGGAUGAACCACAUGACCAGCCACCCUGUGUUGGCGCGUUGUGACGUUUUCCAGCAUUUCCUAACAUGCGGGGCAGAUGAGAAGGCCUGGAAACAGGGCAAGAGGAAGGCAGAGAGGGAUGAGCUGGUCGGGGCCAAUUUCUUCCUCACGAUCAGCACGCCUGCUGUCCCUCUGGACCUCCAGGAAGUCGAGAGCAAAAUCGAAGGUUUCAAAACCUUCACCAAGAAGAUGGACGAGAACAUCGUCGUCGUGAACACCUCCAUCAACGAGUUUGCCCGCAAACAGAUGUCAGGAUUCAAGAAGGAAUACCAGAAAGUGGGACAGUCUUUCAAACUCCUGGCUCAGGCAUUCGAGCUGGACCAGCAGGCCUACUCAGUGGGCCUGAACAAGGCCAUUUCCUACACUGGUGAGGCCUACGAGGCAAUAGGAGAGUAUUUUGCUGAGCAGCCACGCCAGGACCUGGAUCCCAUUUCUGACCUGCUGGACCUCUACAGAGGACACCUGGCCAAUUUUCCUGACAUCAUCCAUGUACAGAAAGGUGCGCUGACCAAGGUGAAAGAUUGUCCAAAGCAGGAAGGUGAGCUCCACGACCGAUGCAACAUUAUUUCCUGCGCCACGCUGGCGGAGAUCCAACACUUCCACCGCACACGUGUACGGGACUUCCGCUCCCAGAUGCAGCAUCACCUCCGUCAGCAGAUCAGCUUCUUCCAGAAGAUCACAGCCAAGCUGGAGGACGCUCUUCAGAGAUAUGAUGAUGAGCAGUAGGAAAAGAGGGAGAAGUUGCACUAGAAAAGGCCUCAAAGAAGCGGGGGUGGGAGAGAGGCCUGAAGAGGGAGGCAGACAGUGUUGUUUGAUGGGUUUGUCCUUUAGUAAUGAAGAACAUCUUAGACUUAUGUUGUCAAGGAUCCUGGGCCUGGUACGAGCGUUGGAAGAAAUAUACUACUCUGUAGAAAAAUAUAGGCCACUGGACUGUGGAAUGACAACUUCUUCUAUUAUCUGGACAGCUCUGAUGAAUGUACCAGUCACAGGGAUUUUGCUGACGCUAAGGCACGUCUUGCAACUCAGUGGGACUGCGCAGAUAUUAAAAACAGCUGCUCUCAAUAUGACGGGGCUGCCUCUCAUUUCCCGGUUAAAGGGUCAUGUGAUCUCUCCAUUCCUACCCUUCCUCAAUGCUUCAUGAAAACCCUCCAUCCAGGAACACGGUAACCCAACAGAAAUGUACGUAGAGAUGAAACUCCCUUAAAUCACUUAAACUGGAUCUUCUAAUGAUUGAAAGACUGGACUCAACAAAUUGAAUCUAUCUCUGUAUGUCAUUGUUUUUACUUGAAUUACCUGCUCAGUAUUGUUUUGAUGGGACUUUACAGUAUGCAAGUGACUGUUUGUGAAUAUGAAAAGAAGCAAAGUGGGCAUAUUCUACUCCACUAAUUCAGUUUAUUAGUUGGAUUUUUAUUACAGCUUGAAAUUUGAACUACUUCUGAUGUCUAAUAUCUGUCUGUGAAGAUUCUCAGUCGCCCAGGUCAUGGUUGUCCAAGACAAGUUGAAUCAAGGGCAACUGGACUUGGUUGUAGAUACUUGAAGAUGUUUCGGUUCUCGUAUAAGAGUCUUAAUUCUUCAGUUCUAACUGAGUGGUGGGGAGUCCCAGGUGUUACUUGGUUCGUUAGAGGUCCUGGCUGUUGUGAGGACAGUCGUUAGAGUUGUUGGAGUCACCUGAGGCCAACUGUGAAUGCUUGUUAAAACUCCUGGGGUGAAAGGACAGAAUCUAACAUCUUUCACACAACUUGGAUGCUGUCACAUCUUUACUACAUUACAGUUUGGACACCGAUGUUGUUCUCCAUUUUACUUUGUGCCUUGCCUGACCUCAAAGAAUAGUGGACUGAGUUCAGACUGGUUUUAUUUUUCUUAUUGACUGUCUGCUUAUUUUGAGAAGCAGCUCCAGAGGUCUUUUUUUUUUCUUUGGGAUGUUUUACUGAAACCAUCUGUCUUUCUGCUUUCCCUCAGUCUGGGGAGGUCAGAGGUCAGGCUCAGGGUAAAGACACUUCAGCGCUUUCAGGAAUGGAAGCUUUGAACCCAUGUUUUCCUGUUUAAAGCCACUCUGUGUUGACUUUCUAUGUGAUUAUAGCACAUUUCAAAUUCUUCUGAGGACAUUUGUUUGUAAUAAAAAUUAGACAAUCACGGUGAAAACAGUGUUUUGCUACUAGCCCAUUCAUGUCAGUGUUACCAAGGUGGACUGGCGGCAGAUAUUGUUCUAUAUUCUACCACCAUAAGUGUCCUUUUUUGAUAUGCCAAAGUCAUACAUUUUGUUGUCUACAUAUAGUGGCUUUAAGGUUACUCUAUAUACUAGCCUGCUACUUCAAAAUGUUCUUUUAAACCAAUCAAUGACCAAAUUAAGCUCACAGGACUGUGGGUCACCAGUUGAUGAUGGUAUUUGUGCUGUAAAAGGAUACCAGUGUUGUCUGUGGUUUGCAGAAUUUAUGCAGACAGAAACCUUUUCAGUGAAAGCUGAUAUUCUGAAUACUUUCAACAGAAAACAUUCUGUACUGAUUUAAUGAGCAUCAUUCACAGAGGAACUCCUUAAUAUAAUCAGCACAUCUGCUGAUUAUAUUAAGGAGUUCCUCAUAUUCUUCCGAAAGAAAUAGGAAGAAAAUUGAGCAUUGAUAACUAAAAUAAUCAACUGAAUGCAUUGUAAUGGUUUACACUGUAAAUGUUACAGUAUCUAGUGCUUUUUUUCUCUCUCACAGUAUUAUUUCUAGUGUUUCGCUUCCAUGUGUGACUUGACAUUUCUUUCCUGGAAAUUUACUUUAACCGAAUCACCAGCCUGCUUAUUUCCACACAGGCUUACUGUUGACUGUUUUCCUGAAAUAUAACUUAUAGUCUCAUUUGACUGUUUUGUGUCUUUCAUUUUGUCUUUUGAUGAAUAGUAAUAUUUUACUUAUAUUCAAGGAUAUUCUUUAUUUUUUCUUUUUUUUGCUGUCACAUGUAAAUGCCAUAAACACUGUUAACCAAAAUCAGAGAAAAGCCACUAUCCUGAUCUGCUGCUUUUUCUGCUACUAAAACAAACCCACAACAUCACAACAACCCCACAAGCUACUAAUAAUGUUUCUAACUUCUGUUUUUUGUUAAUUGUUAUGCUGAAUAAUUAAUUAAUUGUGCAAGAAUAAAUCACAAACUUCAAACACAAUGAUGCAUUUAAAAGGUUGUUAUUAUGUUAGACAAUAAAACUCAAAAUGUAACAUCAUAAAGAGCAUGACAGUACCAAAUGAAUGACUUUCCCCCUGCAGUGACAUUCUGAUAAAGUUUAAGCUCUAGUGUCGAUAUCUGUCUGCAGUGAAGAAGAGCCUAACAUGUUUUAUUCACAUAAGAAUGUCAGGUCAUUUUGUAAAAUCACUUUCUCCCUUUGUUGCUAAAAAGCCAUUCCUCCAUCCUUUGUGUAUCUAUGUACAAAUUAUUCCAGAAAUAUGACAUAUUUAUAGUGAAGUUCAGCCAGUAUAAAAAAAAAUAUUUUGUAUUCUGUGUGUUGACAGUUUUCCCAAAGAGAAGCGUGUUAUCACUUGUUUUUCCUGUGGAGGCAGCAGUGGUCCAGUCCCUGAUAUCGGACACCAGAGUUCACAGACUGCAGGUCAGGUUACUGUAGCUGCAGGCCCUCCAUUAUUUAGUCUUGCCUCUUUCUCCUCUGCUCUUUGUUUGCUUUUUUCCCCUUCACUGUGUUUCAGUAACCAUUUCAAUAGAUUAUCAUUUUCAAUUAACCAAUUAUUUUUAUUCUACAUUCCAAAAACUGGGUUUUUAAAAGAUAGUCUUUCCACUUCUUGGGAAAAAAAACAAACAAAAAAAACUCUUCUGCUAUUGUUGUCUCCAAGCACUGUACUUAGGGCAUUAAGUAGUAGUAGUACCUCUUGGUCAGGCUGGUCAUUCGGGUAAUUUGUCAACAUCUCUGUUGAUUGUUCACUGCAUGUUUGUGUUUGAGCUGAACACACAAAUGUCUUUAAGAAAUAUCUUUUAUUAAAAAAUAAAAAUUUUCACAGUGCAUGGCAAACAGAUAAAAAGGGUCGAAAGUGACAAAGGUGUUUAAGUCGAUCCAGAACAGAGAAAGUUACCUAUGUCUUUACAUCUCACUAUAAAUUGUUAAUACUGUGUAGACUAUCAGAAACAAUUACAUGAGAGCUUGCAGCCUUGAGCUGUAACAGAAUCAGAUAAAAGAAACAGAAAAAAGUGCAGAAUAAUGAAUGACACCUGUGCAUGAGUAAAUGUUAUAAAAGAUAGUUUAGAAUAGCUUUGAAGCUUAGAAGUACCUUUAGUCACAUGUACAAACAACACUAUGAUCUACUAGCUGACUUACAGAGGUUUGAAAAAGUAACACAACUCUUUACAGUUAAAAGUCACAAUAUUGUAUGGGAUGUCAGCUACACCAGUUACACUACUAAUUCACAUUUGAGCCAACUCAAAGUGCAAUA